Messenger RNA from Hypoxylon fragiforme, 2338 nucleotides. RefSeq lists its product as uncharacterized. Gene Ontology annotation, biological process: ubiquitin-dependent endocytosis. Lineage: Eukaryota; Fungi; Ascomycota; Sordariomycetes; Xylariales; Hypoxylaceae. Gene Ontology annotation, cellular component: cytosol; cytoplasm; plasma membrane. The record is from RefSeq and is a predicted model, not a curated record. Bases 239 to 1864 code for a protein of 541 amino acids. The transcript has a single exon. Gene Ontology annotation, molecular function: ubiquitin protein ligase binding; protein-macromolecule adaptor activity.
AGACUCUUAAUCAAAGCAACGCAAGGCAAAUUACUGCAUUCCUUGGGCGCCGAGACGUCCGACAAACAACCUCGAAGAGAGAAAAGAAAGAAAACAAUACAAUACAUACCUACUUACUAGGCACUAGUAAUUAUUCUCAUACCUAAGGUUCUUUACCUAAUACCUACAUACCUCAAGGUACCCAGGUAAAAUAAACUACAUGCACAUGUAGCAAUCUGGCGAAACGGCACUUCGCGCAAUGUCGAUUCGCAUAGUGCUCGACAACCCGCCCGAGUUCUUUACGAAUCUCGACUUUAUUAGCGGUCGCGUGAUUCUCUCCUUGCACCGCUCCGAGUCCAUCACCAAUGUCAUCGUCAAGCUCGAGGGCGAGUCGCGCACCGCCUUAGCCGUGCCUCCGCCCAACGACCGCGGCGGCAGCGAUUAUUAUCGCCCGCGCGCUCCUGGUGGCAUGGGCAACGGACAAAUCGUCACGGAGAGCCACAAAAUCCUGUACCGGCUCUUCCAGGUGUACCCGGACGAUGGCGUCGCCUUCCCUUUCCAGCCGGGCCAGCAUGAGUUCAAGUUCAACUUCAAGGUGCCCCUCAACAACAUCUGCCACGAUCCCAAAGCUAUGAGCUCCCUGCUGGGCCUCGGCGGCCUGGGGAGCGGGUUUCGCACCAUGGACGGCACCAAGCAGCUCAUGCUGUCGCACGUCAAGGCGACCCUGCCGCCCUCCCUCACCGGCUUUCCCCAGGAAGCCGAGAUCCGCUACUACAUCAAAGUCACCAUCCAACGGCCCGGCUUCUUCCGGGAGAACUGGCGGUACCACGUCGGCUUCAAAUUCCUGCCCGUCGAGCCGCCCCGCCCCCCGCGGACAAGCCAGGAGGCCUUCGCGCGCCGGCCCUUCGCGUUCCGCGCGAUCGAGGACUACCACGCGCAGCAGAAGAACACCCACCACAAGAAGUCGUCGCUUUUCUUCGGCGGCAAGUCGUCUUCAUCGUUGGCGUCGUCGUCAGCCUCACCACCCGGCGCCGGCGGGGUCCUCGACCCGCCCAAGAUCGAGAUGUCGGCGCGCAUCCCGUUCCCCACCAUCCUGACCUGCAACGAGCCCGUCCCGCUCCGGCUGAUCGCCAAGAAGCUGGCCGCGACGACGCUGCCCCAGCAGCAGGUGUACCUGACGUCGCUCGAGAUCGUGCUGGUGGGGUACACCGAGGUGCGCGUGCACAACCUGCAGAACACGGAGCGGUCCGCGUGGGUCAUCCUGUCCGCGCCCCAGCUCCCUUCCCCGAUCCCGCUAUUCAACUCCCCCGCCGACCCGGAGAACACCGAGUUCGAGGUGCCCCCCACCGCCUGGAAAGACCGCCGCCUCCCCAACACCAUCGCCCCCUCCUUCCGGACCUGCAACCUCGCGCGCCGCUACGAGAUCGAGAUCAUGCUCUCGCUAACCUGGGACCCUUCCUCCCCUUCUGCCUCCUCCUCCUCCACCGCCUCCUUCUUCGCCAGCGGGCGCCACCAGCAGUAUCCCCCGCAAACCCUCGCCAUGCCGCUAAAGCUCACCAACGUCGAGGUCUUCUCUGGCAUCAAGCCGCCGCCGGAACUCCUGACCACCACCACCACCACCACCACCACCAAUAAUAAUAAUAAUGUUCGUCCCCCCCGACUGCCAUCUCGCCCCUCACAACAACAGCACGCCCAGCCGCAGCGCCCGCCCGACCCGCUGUACCCGCCGCAGCUCGGCACCGGCGGCGCCACCGUCUUCGAGGAGCCGCCGCCGAGCUACGACGAGGCUGUAGCGGAUAGCCUACCGGGGCCGGCGGCGCGGCCCGCGUAUAGUGGUGUUACGGCGGAGAACGCGCCGAGCACGAUGCCGGCUGAGAAGGCGUGAUGAGGACGAGGAUGAUGGCGACGAUGAAUGAGGGAUAGACCCUCCCUCCCCGCGGGAACGUUGGGAGAAGUAUGGGAAACGACCUACAUAAUGUAAUGUAAUGUAAUGGGGUACUUGAUCAUUCGCGCGUCUGGGGUAUAUGCCUACCUACCUAUAUAUAAGGGGCAUAGCAGAAAGAGAAAAAAAAGGGGGGGAAGAGAAUAAGAAGAAAAAGAAAAGAAAAGAAAAGGGAAAAUAGAGAUCCACCAACAUUGGAUUGUAUCGCAUUGUAGACUUUACGAGAAGCAGCAGCAGCAGCAGCAGCAGCAGCGUGUAGCGUGUAUUAGACCUAUCCAUGGUCCGUAGGUGAUGGUGGGAUGGAUGAAAUGAAAUGGAUAUUGAUACCCCUUCGGUUUGCGUCGAGAAUUGGCUAGCUAGCAUUACCAGGUAGUUAUGUAUAUAGAAAGAAGAAUUUAAGCGUUUAAUAGGUACUUA